AUGCUUGAUUCAUGCAGUAAUCAAACCUGUUCCAUGUCCACAACGGUGACUGAUCCUGUCUCAUUCAAGGGCGACCAACACAAUUUUUUUAUGGAAAAAGUGUUUACUGAUCGAAGAAAUGAUACACAAGUUCUGAUUGCCUAUCAAACUUCUCGUCCCUACUUCAAAUUUGACAGCCAUAAGAGGAAGACUGCUCAUGGUGUUGUAGAGGUGAAGCAGGAUUACACUGAAGAAGCGGCGAAAGUGUGGGCAAAUCUUGUGGAGCAGCAAUCCUCCUUGGAUCUCAUCAUGCACUGCCAGACGAUUCUUCCAGAUACCAAAAAUUGCUAA
Messenger RNA from Cooperia oncophora, 330 nucleotides. The record is from the annotation of a GenBank genome assembly. NCBI's taxonomy places the organism in Eukaryota, Metazoa, Nematoda, Chromadorea, Rhabditida, Trichostrongylidae.